AUGUCAAGAGAAAAAGAAGUGUUCAGAGUUAAAUUGUUGACACCCAAUGCAACCUGUCCCAAAAUAUCAACGAGGCUAAGUGCAGGGUAUGAUUUGUACGCACAGGAGGAUGGAAGUAUAGAGGCAGGGCAGCGUAGGAAGGUUGAUCUGGGAUGCUCCAUUGAAAUACCAGAAGGAUACUACGGACAGAUAUGCUCAAGAUCAGGGCUAUCGUUCAAGUACGGGAUCAUGACCAUGGCUGGAGUGAUUGACGCAGACUACAGGGGAGAGCUGAGUGUUUUAUUGUACAACGGAGGAGACAGGGCAUUUUCUUACGCAAAAGGAGACCGAAUUGCGCAGAUGGUAAUAAACAAAAUAUUCACUGAGCAGCCCGUUGUUGUAGAGAGCAUUAGCAGCACAGAAAGAUCAUCUGGCGGCUUUGGAUCGACUGGAAAUUAA
Molecule: messenger RNA, 438 nt
Organism: Nematocida minor
Lineage: Eukaryota; Fungi; Microsporidia
Product: dUTP pyrophosphatase
Exons: 1
Coding region: 1-438 (145 amino acids)
Biological process (GO): dUTP catabolic process; dUMP biosynthetic process
Molecular function (GO): dUTP diphosphatase activity; magnesium ion binding
Source: RefSeq, a predicted model, not a curated record